UCAGUGUUGCGCAUGUCAUUGAGAAAGAGUCUAGUGUCAAAUUGUCUCUCAAACAAUAACAAUCGAAUUUCUUUGAAACACGUAGUCGUUGACGUACGGUCUCAGGUUGGUGCAUAAUAUCCAGGUGUAUUUCAAAAUUCGCGAUUAAUCCACCGCUUAUUUUUGCUUUGAAUUCUCAAACAAUCCCCAUCGAAUCGAUUGUGAACAAUUUCGAUAACUUUUUUCAAUUCAAAUUAGAUGGUGUUAACCCGCGACUCACUCACAUAUUUACCAUCAGAAAUUAGUAAUGAAACGAAAUGAGUGCUAAAUCAUUUAGUGAAAUUAAUUUAGUUCGGGGAUACAUAUUGUUGUUGUUUAUUUAAAUCAAUGUUUAAAAUGUGCGUUAUAGAUUUACAUUUAAAUGAAAAAGUUGCCAUUAAUUGCGUUGAGAAGUGAUCGAAAUGCGCUCGAUUGUACGUUACACAGAUUAAACACAUCAAUUUCAACAAGAUUAUUAAUUGAGCAAUCGAGCACACUUUUGCUUCAACUUGUGCAACCCAUUGUAUAAACUCGAUUCGUAUGUACUGGAUCGGACAUAAUUGGAUGUGAUUUUGGUUGGCUGCCACCGUGAAAGAGAAAUUAAGACCAAUUAUUCUGUGUGAUAUAUCCCAAAAAUGAGGCGAAAAAUCUUCAAAAAUUAGGAAAAACACACAAGAAACGAGGGACAUCUAAUCGACAGAUUUUGUCGAUCGGCGGUUCCACUAAAUAGCUAUACUUUUAUAACAAUUAAUUAUUGCGUCAACAAACUAUGGAUGAAACGAACCAUAAUGACAAGAAUCAAGGGAACAAAGAAUACACACAUUUACCGCUUUAUUCGGUAGAACGAUCGGUGGUGAGACUAGAAGAAUUGGCAGAACAAAGUGGAUAUCAGGAACGAGCACAACGAAACUAUACCAUUAACGUGAGGAAGUUUUGCGAUAAUUUCAGUUUCAUACAGUUUUUGCUGAAUUUAAUUCCCGUGCUAAGAUGGCUCCCAAAGUAUUCAGUGAAAAACAAUCUCGCCGGCGACAUAUCAGCUGGUAUCACGGUGGCUGUGAUGCAUAUACCACAGGGCAUGGCGUACGGUUUACUUGCCGGUGUGAGUCCAAGCUCUGGUUUAUACAUGGCAGUUUUCCCAACUAUAGUUUAUUUUAUAUUUGGCACCUCGAGACAUAUUUCUGUAGGCACGUUGUCUGUUAUUAGUCUUAUGACUUUGAAAGUUGUUCAUACGUAUGUACCGGAUAAGGCGACGGUAUUAUCGAAUACAAACACAACGGCACCAUUAUCGAUAGCUACAAAUGCAUUAGGUGACCAAUAUACAAGUAUACAGGUUGUUACAGCGUGUGCCUUUAUGUGUGGUAUACACCAGAUUUUAAUGUCUUCUUUUCGACUCGGAAGUUUAGCUAGUUUGCUCAGCGAACCUCUUGUCAAUGGUUUCACAACUGGUGCAGCCGUUCAUGUUACCGUUAGCCAACUUAAAGACUUAUUUGGUAUCCAAAUAUCAAGACGCCAAGGGGCCUUCAAAAUUAUUUAUACUGUCGUAGAUUGCAUAUACCAAAUCCCCAAUUCUAAUAUCACCACCGUCAUAUUGUCCGGCAGUAUAAUUUUGUUCAUGGUGAUUAUGAAUGAAAUAUUCAAACCACGAUGUUCAAAAAUCUGCAUGUUCCCCAUACCCGCCGAAUUAAUCGCGGUAGUAGGUGGUACAUUGAUAUCCAGUGUAUUCGAUCUAGGCAAUGAGCAUAAUGUCAAACUAGUCGGUCACAUACCCAUGGGACUGCCACAUCCCAUAAUGCCACCCGUAAAACUGCUCUGGUUAGUCGCAAUCGACUCAAUUGCCAUUGCCAUUGUUAGUUACACGGUUACUAUUUCGAUGGCUAUGAUUUUUGCAAAGAAACAAAACUAUGAAGUACGGCCGAACCAGGAGUUGUUGGCCAUGGGACUAUCAAACAUUGUUGGCGGCAUGCUGUCAUGCGUUCCAAACGCCACUUCUCUAUCGCGUUCACUAAUUCAGGAACAAACGGGGGGUCGAACUCAAAUCGCUUCCGUUGUCUCAUCGUUUCUUAUUCUUAUUAUACUGAUGUGGAUAGCACCAUUUUUUGAAGAUUUGCCCAGAUGUGUGCUAUCGGGAAUUAUUGUGGUCGCUCUAAAAGGAAUGUACACACAGGCGCUUCAAUUAAAGCGAUUCCAUAAGGAGAGCAAAAUUGAGUCAUUCACUUGGUUUGUGACAUUCUGGGCUGUUGUGUUAGUUGACGUAGAUAUCGGACUUGUUUUCGGCAUAGGUUGCUCACUGUUAGGAAUUUAUAUCAAAGGUUGGCGAUCGUCAUGUGCUCUGUUGGGUGCAAUAGAUAAUAAUACGGGACUUUAUGUGAAUAUUGAAACGCACAAAAAAGCUGUUCAAUUGCCGAACAUAAAAAUUUUCCAAUAUAUUGGUGCUAUAAAUUUCGCCUCGGCCAGUUCAUUCAAACGAUUGUUGUACAAAAAGGUUGGCGAAUUUCGGCCAAAAACCACCGAAUUGAAUGGGACGGAUGGCGAUGAUGUCUUAAAAAAGCUACAGCCACACGCAAUUAUUGUUGACCUGUCAUGUGUGUCGCACAUCGAUGUGGCAGCGUGUAAGGUGUUUGCUGAAAUUCAAACUGAUUUACUUUUAUCGAAUACUGUUAUGUACUUAAGUGGUCCAAAUGAUCGUUUAGUAGACACAAUCAGGUAUGCUGAAGUGUUGUCAAUAGGAAAAUUUUCGGUUUUUCCAACAAUUCAUGACGCGGUCCUGUUCUUUCGAAGUUCAUCAGCUGAUAAUAUCUAAUUGAAAUCUUUUUUUGUUGAAAAGCGAUUAAAAUACGAAUCUUGCUCCAGAAGUUUAUUGGAACUUUUUGGAUUAUUUUUUUACUAUAAUUAAAUUAUUUGGUAUAACUUGUUGAACCGAUUUUCGGACGAAAAAAAAAUCAAUGAUUCAUCCACGUUCACUAUUCCAUUUGUAAGCAUAUUGUUGAAAAAUUGAAAGAAGUUCGAAUUGAGUUAAUUCAUUUUGUUUUUGUUUUGUGAUAACAACAGCAGUAGUGAAAUAAAUAGUGCAAAUCUGUUACAGCCAAAUAUUUUUUGAACAAUACAGGUUAUUUUUAUUCGUACUGGAUACGAAACAUACAAA
Molecule: messenger RNA, 3160 nt
Organism: Sitodiplosis mosellana (orange wheat blossom midge)
Lineage: Eukaryota; Metazoa; Arthropoda; Insecta; Diptera; Cecidomyiidae
Product: solute carrier family 26 member 6-like
Exons: 13
Coding region: 788-2818 (676 amino acids)
Biological process (GO): transmembrane transport
Cellular component (GO): membrane
Molecular function (GO): chloride transmembrane transporter activity; bicarbonate transmembrane transporter activity; oxalate transmembrane transporter activity
Source: RefSeq, a predicted model, not a curated record